Molecule: messenger RNA, 4034 nt
Organism: Porites lobata
Lineage: Eukaryota; Metazoa; Cnidaria; Anthozoa; Scleractinia; Poritidae
Source: the annotation of a GenBank genome assembly
AUGGAGAUUUGUACGAAAAACUAUCACAGUGACGAGAGCAUGAUGAGUAUCCUUGCAAUCGACUAUUUGGUGAUUGGAGGUAGGUAAAAUUCAUUCCACGCUCUCUUUCUACCAAGGUGCUUUCUAUCAGUGCACGAAUGAGUUAGCACCUUAAGUCAAGGGUUACCUGCCUCUUAUAAGCCAGCCCCCCAGUUAUGAUAAUAGUCCAAUCUACCUGUAAAACAAAAACACAUGCAACUAUAAGUCUCCCCGAAUAUAAGCUCCUCUCCAAAUGUAUUGAAAUAAAUUCCGCUCAUUAUGACGUUUUGCACUUUAUACCUUGCACCUACCCCGUAGUCAUGUUGACCCUUUGGGGUGCCUCAUGGACCUAGCCACCGUUUUCCACCAUUUGACUUACUUUUCAAAUUCUCUUAGGGCGUCGAAAAACCUCAACCCUAUCUGAAUGAGAAUUUAUUAUCCCAGCACGUCCUUUAUCUUCUUCUUCUUCCCUCUCCUUGCAAUGUUUCUUGUAAAUUACCGUAAAAUUCCGAAAAUAAGCCCCGGGGCUUAUAUUUUUCAAAGGCCCUGUUUGAGGGGCUUAUCUACGGAGGGAAAUUUGGAUUUACAAAUUGACUGGGCUAACCUUACAGUUGGAAGUAAAUAUACCCUUUUUGUGUUGUUUUACUUUGUAUUUGAGGGCAAUUUUCCAAGUACAAGCCCCCGGGGGCUUUUAUUUGGAGGGCCUAUUUAACGGAGGGUUUUUUGUGUCACCGGUUUGGGGGGCUUAUGUUUGGAGGGUCUUAUACAUGGGGUGGGCUUAUUUUCGGAAUUUAAUGGUAUCUUCGCGAGCCUUGCCAAUCUUGACAUAUACCCAAACGAAUUUGGCUUAGUUAUUUUUUUUAACGGGGAUAACCUGUCGGCAUAGGCCCUGAUGGCUUGUCUGAUGACUCCAUUGGAAAUGUGGUCUUUGUAUGGGAUGCCAAGGCAGUUUCCUGAACAUCCUUUUUCAGUAGCCUGUAAUUUCUACUAUGUUUGCUGCGAAUGCCGAGGCUUUGCUGGCGUACAAGUGUACCGACACAACUAGGGCAUUCUUGUCGCUCCAGAUUUUUUUUUCACUAAUGCUGCUAUUGUCUGUGCAAUUAUAAACACUUCAGGCUUGGAACCUUGAUCUGAUACUUAAAACUGUCAACUUCGUCCAAGUUUUUGCAGUUGACCCUUGUGUCUAUGUUGAUGCCAUAUGUGUUGUUGGUUUUCAUUUUGUGUUUCUUUUAGCUAAUUUCCUUGCUAAAGUUAGACGAGAUCUUGUCCAGGCAAUCUAGUUCCUCCUUCUACUCUACCACGCGAUCAAUGUCAAUGGCAGAACGCGAGUUGGUGAUUGUCCUACCAUCGAUGCUGGCUGUUCUUUGGGUGAUCUUCCAGUGCGUCAGACAUAAUUCUUUCCAGAAAGAUGUCGCUGAGAGCAGACAGAAACGAGUCGGCGAGAGCAGGCAGCCCUCUCUGACUCCGACCGUCGUUCUGAAGCAGUCUUCUAUGCCACCAUUACGGUAGACUGCACUGGUGGCUACUGUAGAUGUCCCCGAUCAUGUUUGCGUCAAUGUUAUGAAGGCUCAUAGGAGGUAUCUCUCACACAGUUUCCUGAGGUUAAAGAUCUUUUCUGCUGUGCCGCUUUCUAAUCUGACGCCUGUCUGUUCUUCCACAAUGAUUGUUGUUGCCUGGGGCUUUAGCCUGUUAAACAGAACCAUCAUGAUGACUUUACUUGCCUUCAUGGGUGAAGUCUCACCGCAGGCUGAUGGUGCGAUAGUUUUUUUGCGUUGAUGAAGGCCACAUUUCUCGGGAAAAGUUGUGAUCAUGGACAGGGUCCAUUGUGAGGGCCAUUCUCGUGGCUGCCAGAUGCUAUUGCAGAUAGGGCACUUAUUACGGUAUCUCCUCCAGCUUGGACCAACUACCCCGGGAUACUGUCUAUUUCUGGAGAUUUUCCCUUUCAUAGCUGCUUCAAACUAUUCCUGCAGGAUUGUGGGUAGUUCUGUGUUGGUUUAACAUUCGGCACCACCGGGUAAGGCCUGUGCAAUAUCCCGUCCACCUCUUUAGAAUGUCCUGGGCUUCGCUAAGGCGACUCCUUUCUUCUUCUUGUAUGGUGUUAAGUUUAUCCUCGUUUUGUGCUACUUAAAACGUUUUAUUUUUAAGUAGAUAUGCUUUCUUGCUAUUGCUCGUCUUGAUGUUACCUUCAGAAUCUUGACACUGUUCGUCAGUCCAAGACUCGUUUGCCUUUUUAUGGCUUUCCUUGAUUGAUUUCCGGGUUUACUGCUCCGUACUUUUUUAAUGCUUGUCAUAUUCUGUUUCGCGAUAAUUGGCAUUUAAGGUUUGCUGUCAUGUCAAUCUUCUUUCCCAGAAGCUGCAACACCGAAUCAAGGAUCACAAACGUCUGGUCUAAUAUAAAACAAAAUCUCUGAUUGGUUGAUCACAACGUAUUUAUCACAUGCAAAUCACCUUCCAAAACCAAAAAAAACGUAAACACGUUGAUUUGGUUUUGAUAGGUCAUAUCUGUGUACACAUGCGAGAAAAUUUGGUUAUGACGUCAUCGGCUCGUACAGACUUUCAGGGAGGGACUAAGUCAGACCCUGCAAGUAAGGACAAGAGGGAGUUUAAAACAAUAAAGGUUGCUUUUGUCUUCGCGAAAUUUAACCGGUUCACCUAGAGGCAGACAAAAAAAUUGUUCCAGUAAAAAUCUUGAGUUUUUUUCUUUGACACACGAGUAAAAAACUUUGAAAAAUAUACUCUUAAGGCUUGCUUUUAGCUUUGUCACGCUUUUGUCAAUGCUCUAGAACCACUCUAAUCUCGGGCCCCGUCCACACGAAUAGUCCUUCCGUCCACACGAACCAGUGAAUCCGCACACCGAAACCGCAUAUUUUUGAAACCACUCUCCAGAGUAGCUUUUUUGGGAUCCGACGGGUUUGGUGAAUUCGUGUGGAUGACUAAAAUCGGAUAUUAAUGAAGUUAACCACGUAAUGAACUCAAGUCCAGUCUUAAAGGAUGGUUUUCACUAGCGACGGAGUCGAAGUCGUAAUCAGAAGCGUAAAGCGUUAUGACUUAGUGAAAACUGCGUUCCUAUUCCGCUUACGACUCCGUCGCUUACGUUCCAGUUAUGAUCUAGUGAAAACCAGAUUAUCGGAGUAGGAAGCGGAAGCGGAAGAUCUAAAGCUCACAAAGUGCUGGAACGUGCAUUGUGAUCGGUUUAAUUCCUUCCGCUUCUGCUUCCGACUCCGACAAUCUGCUUUUCACUAGGUCAUAAGCUCUCUUACGACUUCGCUUAGAAUUUCGACUCCGACUUCGUCACUAGUGAAAAUUAGCCUUAAAUGAAAAAUCAAAAUGGGGGACAGCAAUGUUCUGUUGUUUUCAAAAGCUAUGAAAUGAUGGAUAAAAACGCUGAAACUAGAAGAGAUGGUCGGCCAGUGUGCUCAAUAUAGCUACAACAACAUCCUAAAAAGCCGGGAAAUCACAUCGCCUGCUUCAUUUGAGCGUGCGUAAUAGCUAGAGAUAAGCAAAUAUGUAUUGCAUAAGCGUGUUCAUGAGGACGGGUGAUUUUAAACAGGAUACACCUCAACAAAAUUGUGUUGACGCAAAUAUCAAAUGUGGUUUCGGCGUAUCCGGAUUCGUGUGGACGUGGCCUCAGAUUGGUCAAAGUUUGGAUAGGUGUAUUCAUGGUUGAAAAAGGGUAAACAUGCAUGCAGCUAAAAUGUUGUGUAAUUUUAAGUUUUAAAGUUUAUGUGUUCUUGUAAUGCUGCUAAAAGUCACUAACACUUAAUAUUGACUAUGAAUUUUGCUGUUUAUAUGAUGCUAGACUUGGAUCCUUGCAUUAAUGUGACAUGUGGCUACUAUCGUUAUUGCAAGGCAUUGGCACCUCAUGUUGUUCGCUGCGUCUGCGCAGACAUUUGCCCGUCCUAUAAAGAACCAGUUUGUUCUUCGAACGGCACGACCUAUGAUAACAAAUGCCUGUUUGAACAAGAAACGUGUUCUCUGCAGCUGAACUUUACGAUACAGCAUCCCGGCAGCUGUGA